Aspergillus luchuensis is the source of this 1788-nucleotide messenger RNA. Its product is annotated as STE20 family serine/threonine-protein kinase. Gene Ontology annotation, molecular function: ATP binding; protein kinase activity. Bases 1 to 1788 code for a protein of 595 amino acids. The record is from RefSeq and is a predicted model, not a curated record. Gene Ontology annotation, biological process: protein phosphorylation. The transcript has 6 exons. NCBI's taxonomy places the organism in Eukaryota, Fungi, Ascomycota, Eurotiomycetes, Eurotiales, Aspergillaceae.
AUGGAGGACGACAUGUCAGGUCAUUAUCAGAUGCUGGAGGAGCUGGGAAGUGGAAGUUUUGGAACGGUGUACAAGGCCAUUGAAAAGGCUACCGGAGAGAUUGUGGCGGUUAAACAUAUCGAUCUCGAAUCCAGUGAAGAUGAUAUCCAAGAAAUCCAGCAGGAAAUCUCCGUCCUCGCUACCUGUGCGAGCCAAUUCGUGACGCAAUACAAGGCGAGUUUUCUGAGAGGUCAUAAGCUGUGGAUUGUGAUGGAGUAUCUCGGUGGUGGAUCCUGUCUGGACCUGCUGAAACCCGGCGUUUUUAACGAAGCCCACGUCGCCAUUAUUUGCCAGCAACUGCUGCUGGGUCUGGAUUAUCUGCACAGCGAAGGCAAGAUCCACCGCGACAUUAAAGCCGCCAAUGUACUUCUGUCGCAUACCGGAAAGGUCAAGCUGGCGGAUUUCGGCGUGGCCGCACAGUUGAUCAAUAUCAAAUCCCAACGCAACACCUUUGUCGGAACGCCGUUUUGGAUGGCGCCCGAAGUGAUCCAGCAGGCUGGAUACGACUACAAAGCGGAUAUCUGGUCCCUGGGUAUUACGGCGAUCGAGAUGAUCAACGGCGAGCCGCCACACGCCAGCACUCACCCCAUGAAAGUGCUCUUUUUGAUUCCCAAGGAACCUGCCCCCCGCUUGCAAGGCGACGAGUACAGCAACACCUUCAAGGACUUUAUUGCACAAUGCUUGACCAAGGACCCCGACCGAAGACCGAGUGCCAAGGAGCUUCUGAGACACAAGUUCAUCCGCAAUGCGGGGAAAACGGAGGCUUUGCAGGAGCUGAUUCAUCGGAGACAGGACUGGGAUGCUGGUCGGGGCGUGACACACAAAGUGAAGUACUAUGCAGAGUCUCUCAAUACGAUUCGGAACCUGGAUGAUGAUGACGGAUGGGUCUUUGAUACCGUGAAAGCUCCCACGAUGGCUAUCCGCGAAGAGCCCGACGACUUCGAGAACGAGCCAGAACCCCAGGACUGGGUGUUUGAUGAAGCCUCCGAGCUGAUGGACGACUUGCACAUCUCUAGCCCACCUAUUCCACCGAAGCAUGCAACGAAUACCGCCGUUAGACGGGCACCGGCACCCGAACGCAGUCCAUCCUUGCGGCGUGCCAAGCGACGAUCCAGCGGGGUGAAGCAACCUCUGGGGGUGGACAUGAGCUUUGGGAACAGUCCCUCGACCGUCCGUCAAUUCCGUCGUGUGUCGGAUAAAAUCCCCGCCGACGCUUCAUACCCCCCGCAGUAUUCCUACACGGACGAAAAUGCCAGUCCCAAGACGCUCUUCUCGGAGCCCAACAGCAAGGAAGCACAGCUGGGCCGUCGCGCAUACAGCAAGGCGGUGGGACUUGCCUGUCAGGAGGUGUUGGGCACGACGGGAGAUGACGAGAAGCGCGAGGCGAUUUCCCGGCUGGCCGAGGCGUGGAGUGAUCUGGAAAUGAUCGACCCCGAGGGUCUAUAUCAUAUCGUGAGGGCGAUGACGGAGCGACUGCAAGGCGACCCCAAGCUGGCCAGCCUCGUCCCACCCGCUCCACCGGCCGAAUCCCCACAGAGGCCGCGACUGGUUCUGGCACAAAACAACCCACAUCUGAAAAGCCACCGGCGCCGCCAGAGUGCGGCAGUGGCCGAGCCCAACCUGCAGCCGGCGCAGCUGGCGAAUCUCCCGGGCCAGCAAGUGCCGGGGAUGGAGCACACGAAGCAGUUGUCGGAUGUGCUCUAUCAACGAUGGUCGGAAGGCCUCCGCAACCGCUGGCCGGGGAUCUAA